Messenger RNA from Trichomonas vaginalis G3, 648 nucleotides. Its product is annotated as ribonuclease inhibitor domain-containing protein. The record is from RefSeq and is a predicted model, not a curated record. The transcript has a single exon. NCBI's taxonomy places the organism in Eukaryota, Parabasalia, Trichomonadida, Trichomonadidae. The coding region runs from base 1 to 648 and encodes 215 amino acids.
AUGCACGCAUGCGAUCGACUUCCAUACUUAAACAAUUCUCUCUUUUCCAACUCACGAAAACUCAACAACAUUAAUUUUCCUCAAAAAAUCAAAGAACUCCGAUAUGGUUGUUUCUAUAAUUGUGAAUCCUUAAAAUCUGUUACAUUACCUGAUUCACUUGAAACAAUAUAUGAUUGGAGUAGUACCCAUGGACGAGUAUUUAAUGAUUAUUUAGAAUCUGUUACAAUCACAUCACAGUCCAAUUUAACAACUAUUUUGUCCGAUGCUUUUUAUCAAACAAAACUCAAAUAUUUUUAUAUUCCACCAAAGCUACAAACAAUUAUUUCAUCAGCAUUCACAGGUGUUCCAAUCGAAACAUUUGAAGUUGACCCACACAAUCCAUAUUUUAGAUCAGAUGGAAAAAUAUUGUUCAGUGGGACGAACAACAUAACUCUCCAUUUUGUUUCACCUGCAUUAACAGGCUCUUUUACAAUACCAACUUUUGUGAUUCAGAUAGGAGAGAAUUGUUUCAGAAAUUCUUAUAUCUCACAGAUAACAUUACAUUCAAAUGUUGAAGCAAUUCAAAGAUUGGCAUUUGAAGGAAUUCAAAUCACAUCGUUUGUGUACAAUUCUAAGAUAUCCCGCAUUGAAGAAAGAACGUUUAACUAA